AUGGCUUCUUUUUCUUCCUCGCCUUUGCUACUUGCAAACCCAGAUUUUGGUUUCUCUCCUUUUAAACGUGGUUGUAAAAUCAAGAUGGUUAGGAGAACAAAAGCUACACCUCUAUUCAUUACUGCUGCUUCUUUGAAUGAUAAUGAUAAUCAAAAUUCUUCAACAAAGUUGGUCACUUUUUUAGGCAAAGGUGGCUCUGGCAAGACUACAUCUGCAAUUUUCGCUGCCCAGCAUUAUGCAAUGUCUGGUCUUCGGACAUGCUUGGUGAUACAGACCCAAGAUCCCUCUGCUGAAUAUAUACUAAACUGUAAGAUUGGAACUUCUCCUACCAAGUGCAAUGACAACCUUUCGGCUGUUAGGUUGGAAACCACUAAAAUGCUUCUUGAUCCUCUUGAUCGGCUGAAGCAAGCUGAUUCUCGUCUUAAGAUGACUCAAGGAGUUCUUGAAGGGGUGGUUGGAGAAGAGCUUGGCGUGCUUCCUGCAAUGGAUUCUAUUUUUGCAGUAUAUGUACUUGCAAGGCUUGUAGGAUCGAUUAAUGUUAACCAGACCAACAAAGAUAAAUUCGACAUAAUAGUAUAUGAUGGAGUCAGCACUGAUGAAACUUUACGGAUGAUAGGAGCAGCCAGUAAAGCAAGAUUGUAUUUGAAAUAUCUGAGGAACUUGGCUGAGAAGACUGAUCUUGGGAGAUUGGCCGGUCCUUCACUCCUGCGACUUGUUGAUGAUGCAUUGAGUUUAAGUGGCAGCAAAUACAAUUUGAACGGGAAAAUGAGUGCUGAAAUAUGGGACAGUUUGGAAAGAAUAUUGGAGCGAGGAUCUUCUGCUUUUUCUGAACCAUCUACAUUUGGUUGCUAUCUUGUACUGGACCCUAACAUUCCAACAUCAGUGAAUUCUGCAUUACGUUAUUGGGGCUGUACCCUCCAAGCUGGUGCUCAAGUUUCUGGUGCAAUUGGAAUUUUUUCUCCACAUUUGAAUGAAGAAUCUUUGGAAGGAGUCAAGAAAAACUUUUCGCCCUUACCUUUUGCUUUCAUUCCACAUCUCUCUAUGGGUCACCCUCCAGAAUGGAAUUCGAUCAUGCUAAACACAGUUGGCCAAGAUGCAAGAACUCUAUUUUCCUUGCCAGCAAGUCACGGCAAUAGCAUGGCACCACCAGUAAAGUUCGACACAGCUAAAAAAUCAGUUACACUUUUCAUGCCAGGUUUUGACAAAUCGGAGAUCAAGCUAUACCAAUACAGGGGAGGAUCUGAGUUGCUGGUUGAAGCAGGGGACCAGAGACGUGUAAUUUGUCUCCCUACAAAAAUUCAAGGUAAGGUGGGAGGUGCAAAGUUCUUUGACAGAAGUCUUGUAAUCACAAUGCGAUAG
Messenger RNA from Dovyalis caffra, 1359 nucleotides. Lineage: Eukaryota; Viridiplantae; Streptophyta; Magnoliopsida; Malpighiales; Salicaceae. The record is from the annotation of a GenBank genome assembly.